UAAAAUUCUCGGAAUUCGAUAGUCCUACACAUGCGGAUGCAGUACGUUAUUUACGUAUUCCGGGAUAUAUUAAAGGGAACGGGGGAAAAAUCUUAGGUUGGCUCGUACCAACGAUGGUCGAUAUCGAUGCCUAACAUCUCAAAACUAACCGAGGUCGUCCUUCAGGCGCUACCUGACGAGUUACCGUUACCUAGUGCGGUGGAGACAGCGGCAGGAGCUCAGGCAGUCAACCGGAGUGCAGUCGCAGCGCUUGCCUUCUUGUUCUACGACAUCUGUUUAACAUUCGACGAAGAAGUUGAACUUUUCUGGCCGCGUAAUUGGACAUGGAUGAAGUUCAACUUCUUCUUUGUUCGUUACGUGCCCCUCUUCGUCCAAAUACCUCUACUUUUUGUCGGCACGGAACUUACUCCGCAGUUUCAUUUCACCAGUCACGAUUGUUUCAUAUGGCAGGUCUACCAAGCAGUUGCCUCAAUAUGUAUUAUCAUGUCAUGCGACUUCGUUCUCCUCUCACGAAUAUACGCUCUCUACUUUGCCAAAAAACACAUUCAAAGACUCGUUUAUAUUUGUUACGUCCUCGAAAUUUCCGGGAUGUGUGUUGGCUUGGGCCUCGCUCUCCCUGGGGUCAAGUUCGACGAACGUUGUACUGUCCUACUCGUUCCACCCGGUCUCCUCAUCUACGCCGGUGCUUCAAUCGCUUUUCAAGCCCUUCUAUUCGCCCUGACGCUCUACCAAUUUCUAUCCGGAUUACGAAUGGGUUGGGGGAACGUUCCGAUUGUAAAGUUAUUGAUGAGAGACGGAACAUGGGCCUUCUUCCUCCUAUUCAUUGAGUUGGUUGCCGAAGCAUCGCUGUACGGAUUGAAGAACCACGCGUUCGCCGGUGUUCUGUAUUCAUGGCUUUUGACAGUCUACUCGUUUUGCGGAUACCGUAUCCUCUUCAACAUAAACCAUCUUACUAGGACACCCGAUGGCAGCCUUGUCAGUGGCACGAGCGCAACGAUUUCGAACAGUUUCCAGUUUACCAGUCAAUUUCAGCAAUCAGAUGUGUCAAAUUCUUUUGAGCUUAGGCCGUUGUCUCCGCCUCGAGUGCAAGUGGUGCCUUGAACUCGAGGAAGUGGAAACAGCGUUAUGUGCAUGUGGACACUCUUAUUUUGGGCAUUUUAGGGUUUAGUUGUACUUGUAUCUCAUUGGGACAUUAGGGACGGACAGACAGGGACUAGCAAUUACUGUAUUUUUACGAUUAUACCCCACCUCUGC
This is a messenger RNA of Marasmius oreades (fairy-ring Marasmius), 1254 nucleotides long. RefSeq lists its product as uncharacterized. Lineage: Eukaryota; Fungi; Basidiomycota; Agaricomycetes; Agaricales; Marasmiaceae. The transcript is spliced from 9 exons. The record is from RefSeq and is a predicted model, not a curated record. Bases 127 to 1101 code for a protein of 324 amino acids.